Botrytis sinoallii is the source of this 510-nucleotide messenger RNA. RefSeq lists its product as uncharacterized. Bases 1 to 510 code for a protein of 169 amino acids. NCBI's taxonomy places the organism in Eukaryota, Fungi, Ascomycota, Leotiomycetes, Helotiales, Sclerotiniaceae. The transcript is spliced from 3 exons. The record is from RefSeq and is a predicted model, not a curated record.
AUGGACGGAUUCAACUCACUUCCAUGGCCACCUGAUAAUCAGAACUCAACAAUGCCUGGUGCGGAAACAGCUGAUGAUGAGUUUGGUGGACCAAACGAAGUUGAUGGUCAACAACAACAAAGUGCGCCGCCAUCUUAUUACUUUCCGAAUGAAGUUCAGAUGGGUUUGAUGGCAGAAGAAUAUAAUCAACUUGAAACCGGCGAUACAGCACCUUCUAACUUCCGGCUCAAUCGAUCUCAAUAUCUGGCCGCACGCUGCGGCAACCUUCCGCCACAUCUUAGUAACAGCUUUGGGUUUGCUCAUGGCAAUGCACGUAUGCAGGCUGGCUCCAAUAAAUACACAGAUGACUACGCAUCUCCAAUGUUCGCAUCGCCAGCUUCUCUACAUGCCAACCAACCACUGAAUACAGGUUCGAAUCAACUUGCCUUUGAUGACCAACGAGGAGGUUCAUUCUAUUGCGACUCUAGAAUGACACCCAAUCAAUCAGGCAAUUUUCAACCCACCUCUUAA